GGUACGUUUGGUAGAGUGUAAUAGAAAUUGUAAUGUAAUAACUAUUCCUAUGAUUUAGCUUUACAGUUGUUUGGUUAUGUUUUUAUUACCUGUAAUAAUCAUUCCAUAUGAAUCUCUAUUCCUUAAAAUGAGGAAUAGACAUUCCUUAUUAAAAGUGCUGAAUCUCUAUUCCCUUGCUAAACGUAAUACGCUCUGCUUAAACAUAAUUCCCAAAAUUCCCAAAAUCCCCCUUUACCCGCCUUCUCCAAAAAUUUCUUUCUUCUUGCUCUGAACAAAAAUCCCAAAAUCCCUCACUACCUAUAUUUUCUCCAAAACUUCUCCUUGCUCUGUUAACAAAAUUUCCAAAAUCCCUCACUACCUGCAUCUUCUCCAAAAUUUCAUCUCCUUCCUAAAUUUUCCAUCUCCCUCCUCUCUAAAAUUUUAUUUUCCCGUUGCUAGAGAUCUAUUUAUAUGGGUAUUGUCUUUCUUUCACCCUCAGUUGCUGCUCCCUCUUCUCAAGGAAAUUUUUUUUCCUUCUUCCCUUAGGUCUGCGAUUUCCACAGGAUUUUUUUUCUGCCCAUAGAUCUGCAAUUUCUACAGUAUUUGGAGAGAAAUGGAAACGACUGUACUUGAUUCUCAAGAUCCUUCUAAACGAAAGUGGACUCCUGCUGAAGAUAUAAAGUUAGUGGAGGCUUUGGUAGAAUAUCACCAUGAAAGAGAAGGUAGCCCUGAAAAUAAGUUUAAACCCGGAUAUUUGAAAAUCUUGGAAGGAAAGAUUUCUACCAAAUUACCUAAUGCUGGCUUAAGAGCAAAACCACAUAUUGAGUCAAGAUUGAGGACUUUGAAAAGAGAAUUUCAAGUUAUUCAUGAAAUGUUGACUGGGCCUAACACAAGUGGGUUUGGAUGGGACACUGUGAGGAAGUGUGUUACUGCUGAAAAUGAUGUAUGGGAUGCAUAUGUGCAGAGUCAUAAGGGGGCAAUCGCUUGUAGAAACAAGUCAUUUCCACACUAUGAAGACCUUUGCAUUGUGUAUGCAAAAGACCAUGCUACUGGUAAAGAUGCUCAAGCACCUGCAGAUGUUGUUGAAGAACUAGAAGUAGAGAAAAAUGAUGACAAAUUAGAUGAUAUUCCUGAAGACGUGGACUGCACACAAAUUCCCACCCCUGGCAGUAACAGGGAAGAACAGAAUGCUCGAAAAAAGAAAAGAAAAAUUCAAAGUGGUGAAGAUAAUAUGGUAGAAGCGAUGAAAGAAGUUACAAUCAUUCUUGCUGCCCAGUUAAAGGAUGCAUCAGAUAACCUUAGCAAGGCAGUCAUUGGAGUAGUAGCAGCUGAAAGUAGGUCCAAAAUCAAUGAUGAAUUACUAAAACUACUUGGCCUUACAACUAAGGAGCGUCACAAGGCAACUAAAUUGAUUGCUUGUCAACAUGAACUAAUAGAUGUUUUCUUGAGCAUGCUGGAUGCUGAGAAGGAAGAAUGGGUGAAAGGCCUUAUUAAUGGUGACUUUUGAGUGGCUUACAAAGGUUGGAAAAUUCAAUUUGCAUUUAUGCUUCUUUUUUAUCCCACUUGAACACGGGGCUCCUAAGAAUUUUGGAUGAUUGUGAUGUUUUUUUAAAAAAAA
This is a messenger RNA of Quercus robur (English oak), 1597 nucleotides long. RefSeq lists its product as uncharacterized. Bases 593 to 1486 code for a protein of 297 amino acids. The transcript is spliced from 4 exons. NCBI's taxonomy places the organism in Eukaryota, Viridiplantae, Streptophyta, Magnoliopsida, Fagales, Fagaceae. The record is from RefSeq and is a predicted model, not a curated record.